Messenger RNA from Scatophagus argus, 2318 nucleotides. Its product is annotated as PARP1 binding protein. Bases 127 to 1905 code for a protein of 592 amino acids. The transcript has 11 exons. The record is from RefSeq and is a predicted model, not a curated record. Gene Ontology annotation, cellular component: chromatin. Lineage: Eukaryota; Metazoa; Chordata; Actinopteri; Scatophagidae. Gene Ontology annotation, biological process: negative regulation of double-strand break repair via homologous recombination.
CCCGUGAUUGUUUACUACAAGCUGAUUGGUUAAGGGAUAUUAAACGUCAUCGGGAAUUUAAAAUUUCAAACAGCUGCUUUUUGUCGUGACUGUGCCCACGGAGAGUACUGCUUUAUUAGAGGAAAAAUGGAGGCUUUAGGAGACCGGCUAAAGGUGAUGGUUAAAAUCUUCAGGAGAGAGUGCCACAGGGUUUUACACUCUGAGAGGACCACAAUUCAUGGAGCUGAUAACAUGCUGAUGAUGCUGCAGCUUGCCAUGGCAGAAGUUAAUAAGCAGCACGGAGGAGAGUUCAAAGUCACUCUGAGUGAUGUCCUGAUGGCCUGGAAACACUUAGUGUUAGACAAACUUCACCUGCCACCCCCUAGCUUUGCACGCUUGGAGAACUAUGAUCUCAUCCUGGAGGCAUACGAAUCCUUCCUGAAGCGCUCCAACACUGUGGACCUGGUUGAUGUCCUCUCCAUGUACAAACAGCUGAGAGCAGUGAGCUCAGACCCAGAGGAACCUGUGAGCCCGAUUCAGCUGUUUGAGUUCUUAUCAGGCAACACUGAGGUCUCAGAGUUGCCAGACUCCUCAGUCCCGUCAACACCAUCCAGUAAAAGCAGAUCCUGCAGCUCACAGGUGAAAAUGGCAGUUAGAAGGGUUUUCUGCUCCUAUCUGAGCCUGCUUGUGAACUCCAAGGACGACAUGGCUUUGACGUUAACCCUUGAUGUCCCAAGUCGCGCCCUUGGACGACAGGCAUUCACCGACAUAAAGCAUGCUGCACAUAACAGCAACACAUCUCUUUUCUUGGCUGUCACAUCUUUCGUGAGGGCCAUCCAGCUCGGAGGCAAGGGCUACGCUCCAGCUGAGUCGGACCCACUGAGGAAACAUGUCAAAGGCCUGUCUGACUUUGUCCAGUUUCUAGACAACCUGGAAGAAAUACUGGGGGAGAUUCCUGACCCAAGUGCAUGUGGAGCCAGGCUGGUGGCCGCCAUCAGGACAGUGCUGGUGAAGGGACGCAGCAGCGGAGAUGCGGUGUACGCUGCAGCUGAGGAGACGACGAAGGAGCUGAAGGAGAGAAUCUGCCAGCUACAUCAGAUCCAGAAACAGACUGCUAAUGGAAGCGGGACGGGGAUAAGUCCUGCCAGGCCAAAGGUGUACGCAAUCAAUCAUGCCACUGCGUACGGAGGUCGGGACACUGUGAAUGUGCUGAUGGCUCUCCUGGACGAAGAAGCGCUGACUCCUCUGUCUGAGAACAAGGCAGACUUGCUGUCUGAAGACCAGCCCGUCCUCAGUGGAGCUGAGGGGACCUGCAUCCUCACACUGUUCAGAUCCCCUGAAGUGUCUACUGGAUGUUCUCCAGAACCUCUAAGAAGCCGAGUCCAGAGCCGGCUAGACCUGCUCAAACCCAAGGCCAAAGACAGAGUCAUUCGAUCCCAGUUUGCGUGCACGUACAAAGAUGAAGAGCUGCCACUCAACCGUGUGCUGGAGUUCCCCAGCACCAGCCAGGUCCCUACCUGUGUGCACCCAGGACCCAAAAACAUCCCAGCUGUGAAUGAGGAGUGCAGCUUGGAUGUGGAGGAGACAAGCACAGUCUUUCCAGCCAAGCCUACCUCUGAAUGUCCAAAUAAGGUGCAGAGCGGUGUGCAGCAGGGGGCUGCUAUUGGGCAAAGAAGUGGAAAUGCCCAAAAUGGAGGCACAGGCCGUGGCAGUACCAAGAAAUCUGGCAUUCAAAUGCAGAACAAGAGCAACAAGAGGAAGCAGGUAGAUUCUGACCAACAUGGAGGAUCAGAGAAUGAGCCUCCACAGAAGAAACAACCCACUCGUGUCUCAGUCAAAAUGCCUGGCAAAGCUGUCAGCAAGACCUCGAGUAAGAAGAAGCUGAUAGCUGGGCAGGGAAAGCUAACCAGCUUCUUCAGGGUUUAAUGGGUGUUUGCACUGUUUUCGUGGUGGCACAGUGGAUCGACUUUCUGUCAAAUGAUGUUCAAACAAUGCAGCUGUUGUCCAGCUGUUUUCUCUCACUGACAAAUCUUGCACACAAGUGAAUGUUCCAAUUAAGUCUGCAGCUAAUGAUUAUUUUCAGCCUCAGUUAAUCUGUUGACUUAAUGAAUUUAUUGAAGCUUGUUCAAUAUUUUGAGAGGAUAAGUUCUUCUAAAAGCUAAUUUAAGUGACUUUUUAUGCAUUUAUCAAGUGGUUGGCUGCAACAUGAAACGAUCGUUUUGGUAGCAGAUCAUUCUUCAGUCUGAAUUUAUUCAAACAAAUGUAAAAUUCCACAAUGAAAUCAACUGUAAAUAUGAGACGGAUUUCUUCUUUUUAAUAAACUUUUAUUUUGUUUUAUA